AUUAUGUAUAAUUAUUGAAUAUUUUGUUUUAAAUUUGUAUUAGAUAAAAAUAUGUUGAAAUUUGUAAACAAAUUAUUAAAUUUUCAAAAGAGUUCGUAGUGAAUCUAGUGAUCUUUACUUUGUUAAAUAGUCUCAUGGACUAGUCUAAGAUUCGGUAUCUUGUAAACUCAUUCUAAAUGGAAAAGGUAUGAAAUCCAGAUUAGUUUAAAAUAGUGAGAAUUACAAUCAACCAAAUAACAUUUAACUUCAAAGAGAAUUCUAGACUCAUAAUUCCACAACACCUCAUAUUAUCAGAGCUUAUAAAAUCUUCCAACAAAUAGCAAUUGACUACAUAUUAUUAAAAUUUUGGAAACUGACCCAAGCGCUAGUAAAUGAUGAAAGUGUGACAAAUGGUAUGAAACUGAUUCGGCCGACAAUACAUACUAACUAAUAGAGCCAAGAGAAGCCCAUUAAACAAUCUGAGAGUAGGCAACACAUGUUAAAUAUUCUGGAAGGGGAGGAGGUACUCAAAACUUAGGACGUACAACAUCGGCUUAUGUACUGCUUUGCGACAAAGCGUAGCAUUUAGGUUUAGUAGUCACUAAAACCUGAACCAUAAGUUUCUGUUCAUUGAAAGCCUCCUUGUAUAUAUAUAUCUCCGGUCUACUUUCAUUACAUUCCAACUCUCGACCACCUUCUUCUUUGUCUUUUGUCUUUUGUCUUUGCCAAUUCAUCUUUUUUUUUUCUAAAUAUAUAUAGCGUAGAAAAUAAUUACGUAAUUCUUGUCUUCUCCCUUGCUAUUUCACAUUAAUUAAAGAGUAAGGGCAACAUAUAAGUAACUGAUUCUGUCUUCGAAGCCUCUACGUGGCCUAAUCUCCUAAGUUUCUGCCAGCGUAUCAGACAACAAUUCUUUCUCCUUCCUUUGCAUAUUCAUCAAGGUAACCCACAACAGAUGACUAAUACCGAUUAUUAUCAUUCAAGUUUGUAUUCAAUACUAAUUAGUUUGUGAUUUUUAAUGACUAGUUUUUGAUUAACGAUGUAAUUCGUAGUAAUAGUUCUUUUUAACAUUAAUUCCGGCGGCUAUAAACUCUGUACUAGUUAAAUAUUGUGAAUUAAUACCAUGCAAGUUUGUAAUAAUUAGGUUGUGAUGAAUGAUUUGAUCGUGGUAAUUGAUCUUUUUAACAUUGAUUCCGGCGGCUAAUAAAUUAAAUAUUGUGAAUUAGUCACAUACGUUAGACCAUAACACAAUGUUAAUAUAUUCCCAUCCAUUUUUUCUUUGUGGUAAACAACACCAACUACUCUUUAUAUUUCUUUCAAAAUAAUAACAAUAUAAUUAGUUUUAAGUAGAUAGGAAAAAAAGAAUACAUCAACAAUAAAAAAGAAAGAAAGGCAACAACUGUGAAACAUGACUUAGCCACACACACAAAAUAAAAUUUGAGCGUUGAAAAUUGUGUGCAAGUCUUUGUAUUGAUCGGUUGAGAAGUGCCUCUCUUGUUUUCAUAUCCUCUUUCCUUAUUAUUAUUUUUCUCACCUUCUUGAUUUUCUUCUCUUCCCUGGCGAUGGCUGAAAAUAGAGAGGGAAUAUAUUUAAUUUUAUUAAAAUUACAUAUAUACGUAAAUGAGUGUAGGUGUUUGGUUGAUUAAUCUUCCACAUGAAGUUAUCUCCCAAGAGCUUCUCAAAUUUUAGUCUCUCCAAUGACGACGACGGUGUGGAGCUAAGACCUUCACCAGUUGCCGGCGGCGCAAUGCUGCCGGCUUUCCUCAGCAGUUUGAGUUGUAAUGGAAGCGGAAGCAGCUGGGAGAGGGAGCUCGUGGAGGUGACUCUUGAGCUCGACGGCGACGACUCCAUUGUCGUCAGCGGAAUGUCAGAGGCGGCGUCUGUUGAUACACGGCCAAGACUAAUGAGGAAUCUAUCAACGGCUCCUGCGAGGAUCAGGCAGACACUGGAGAAGUUACUAAGGUCGGAGUCGUCAAGAACGACGGUUUCUUCAGUAGGCGCGCGAGAGAUCUCGAUUGAGACGGGAAGGUUUGGGAGGAUACGGCAGACGUUGGGGAAGCUACUAAGGUCGGACUCGACAAGAACAACGACUUCUGUCGGCCGGGAGAGAGAUAUAGAAAGUCAGGGGAGAGAGACACCGAUCAUGUCCGCGAGAGAUAAACGGAAGGAAGAGGUGAAGCUGCAGCGAACGAGGUCAAGCGCCCAAAGAGCGUUACAAGGGUUACAGUUUAUCAACAAGACAACCAAAGGAAACAGCUGCGGUUGCGAUGAGAUGUGGAAGAAAGUUGAAAAGAGAUUCGAAACGCUUUCUAAAGAAGGGUUGCUUGCGCGAGAAUAUUUCGGAGAGUGCGUUGGGAUGAAGGAUUCAAAAGAGUUCGCGGUGAGUGUGUUCGACGCUUUGGCUCGAAGGAGAAGGCAGAAGCUGGAGAAGAUAACAAAAGAUGAGCUUCAUGAUUUCUGGUUACUCAUUUCUGACCAAAGCUUCGACGCGCGUCUUCAAAUCUUCUUUGAUAUGGCUGAUAGCAAUGAAGACGGGAGGAUCACCAAAGAAGAAAUCAAAGAACUCUUAAUGCUAAGUGCAUCAGCAAACAAGUUAGCAAAACUCAAGGAACAAGCAGAAGAGUACGCAUCUCUGAUCAUGGAAGAACUUGAUCCAGAGAAUUUUGGAUACAUCGAGUUAUGGCAACUCGAGACACUCUUACUUCAGAGAGACACGUACAUGGACUACAGUAGACCGCUUAGCACGGCAAGUGUUGGCAUAACUACACCAAGACGGAAUCUAAUUAAACCUCGUAGUGUGGUUCUAAAAUGUAGACGAAAGCUUCAGUGUUUGGUUCUAGAUAACUGGCAACGAAUAUGGGUGCUGUUUCUAUGGUUCACCGUCAUGGCCAUUCUCUUUGUCUGGAAGUUCUUACAGUACAGAGACAAAGCUGCUUUUAAGGUCAUGGGCUAUUGUUUAACCACUGCUAAAGGAGCUGCAGAGACUCUCAAGCUCAACAUGGCUCUAGUUCUGUUACCUGUCUGUAGAAACACCUUGACUUGGCUUAGAUCAACACGCGCUCGAGCUUUUGUUCCUUUUGAUGAUAAUAUCAACUUCCAUAAGAUUAUUGCUUGUGCCAUAGUGAUUGGGAUACUUGUUCAUGCUGGUACUCAUUUAGCAUGUGAUUUCCCACGGAUUAUAAACUCAACUCCGGAAGAUUUUGCCUUGAUUGCUUCUCCCUUCAAUGGUGUUAAGCCCACAUUCAAAGACCUGAUGACAGGUGCAGAAGGAAUCACUGGGAUCUCUAUGGUGAUCUUGACAACCAUUGCCUUCACGUUAGCAUCAACUCAUUUCAGGAGAAACCGUGUGAGUCUACCGGCACCACUUGAUCGGUUGACUGGCUUUAACGCAUUCUGGUAUACGCAUCACCUUCUGGUGGUUGUCUACAUUAUGCUCAUCGUGCAUGGGACCUUACUCUUCUUUGCUGAUAAGUGGUAUCAAAAAACUACAUGGAUGUACAUCUCGGUUCCUCUGGUGCUCUAUGCAGCAGAACGAAGUAUACGAGCUUGUAGGUCCAACCAUUACUCUGUCAAAAUCCUUAAGGUUUCUAUGCUACCAGGGGAAGUACUCAGCAUAAUCAUGUCAAAGCCUGCUGGGUUUAAGUACAAGAGUGGUCAGUACAUAUUCUUGCAAUGUCCAACAAUCUCUAGAUUUGAAUGGCACCCUUUUUCUAUUACCUCUGCACCAGGAGAUGAACAACUUAGUGUUCACAUCCGAACACAAGGAGACUGGACAGAGGAGCUACAACGAGUUCUAACAGUGGGCAAAGAUCUUUCAACAUGCGUUAUUGGGAGAACAAAAUUCGCUGCCCAUUGCAAUAUUGACUUACAAGACCGACCGAAGUUACUAGUAGACGGUCCAUAUGGAGCUCCAGCACAGGACUACAGAAGUUAUGAUGUCUUGCUCCUCAUUGGAUUGGGAAUAGGAGCUACUCCUUUCAUAAGCGUCCUCAAGGAUCUCAUGAACAAUUCAAGAGAUGAACAGAUAUUAAAUGAGUUCAGCAGAUCAGAUUUUAGCUGGAAUAGCUAUACAUCUUCAUAUACCACACCGACCCCAACUUCAACACAAGGAGGGGAAAAAAAGGCAGUGAAGGCUCACUUUUACUGGGUCACAAGGGAGCCAGGAUCGGUUGAAUGGUUUAGAGGAGUGAUGGAGGAGAUAUCAGACAUGGACUACAGAGGCCAGAUUGAGUUGCACAACUAUCUUACAAGUGUAUAUGAUGAAGGAGAUGCAAGAUCAACCCUGAUAAAGAUGGUCCAGGCUUUGAACCAUGCCAAACAUGGAGUUGAUAUUCUAUCCGGAACACGGGUGAGAACACAUUUUGCAAGACCCAACUGGAAGGAAGUUUUUGGUAGCAUAGCAAGAAAGCAUCCAAAUUCAACAGUCGGAGUGUUUUACUGUGGCAUACCAACCGUGGCAAAGGAGUUGAAGAAGCAAGCACAGGAAAUGAGUCAAAAGACAACCACAAGGUUCGAGUUCCAUAAGGAAAAUUUCUAAUUCGAUGCUACAAGUCAAGCUUCUAUCAUCACUUUAAAGAAAGUGAGAUUUAAAAUGACGCCAGCCACUAUUUUUCUCAUACUAAGUUCAUAGCCAUUUAGGAAAAUAGAUCAUAUAUACUAUUUGUAUAGACCGGCCUAAAGGCAUGAAAAUAACACAAAUAUAAGUACUUUACUAAAUGAUAUAUAGGUCUUUUUCCAGAGCUGCCCCAAUUUGUAUUUCCAUUACCUCAAGCUAUUUGUAGUCGCAGAGGAAGAAAAUAUAAAACAAGAAAGGUUUCAUGGACAAAAUGCCUUGUCUAAA
Messenger RNA from Brassica rapa (field mustard), 4816 nucleotides. RefSeq names its product respiratory burst oxidase homolog protein E-like. Gene Ontology annotation, molecular function: peroxidase activity; NAD(P)H oxidase H2O2-forming activity; calcium ion binding. Gene Ontology annotation, cellular component: plasma membrane. The record is from RefSeq and is a predicted model, not a curated record. Lineage: Eukaryota; Viridiplantae; Streptophyta; Magnoliopsida; Brassicales; Brassicaceae.